Messenger RNA from Protomyces lactucae-debilis, 1149 nucleotides. RefSeq lists its product as uncharacterized. The record is from RefSeq and is a predicted model, not a curated record. Bases 1 to 1149 code for a protein of 382 amino acids. NCBI's taxonomy places the organism in Eukaryota, Fungi, Ascomycota, Taphrinomycetes, Taphrinales, Protomycetaceae. The transcript has a single exon.
AUGGCGUUCAGAGCGUCUGACUUUGACGUUCGAUCGCUCAAUACGCCAGCCUACGGCCAUCCAGCAGAAAACAACUACUCCACAGAGACAAGUCGAACAAUUGAGCACAACAGACGGCACACGCCAGCUGGUAGUCUCAUGAGCUACUAUACGAACCAAGAUGCGCGCAUAGAAUCAGCUUCAACAGUCAGUGAUGCCUGGCAAUUUGAUCGCGACUUGUCACUACCGCCUUUCCCUAAUUGGCAUAAUCUCGCAGACACAGUCAGUUCAUCAGCAGACCAAAUGUCCACGACAACAGAGGAUGAAAAGGCGACGUUUCGAAGCAAGUCGCCUGAGCCAGUCCCUCUGUUCCAUAUACAGGGACCUCCUAGACAAACGCUUGUCCCAGCUGAUCAGCAAGAUCGCGCAUCACUCGGCGGCAAUGCAUGGUGGGUGCGUUCUAUCCUGUCUGGCAAGCCAUUGCCAUGGGAAGUGGAGGAGAAAGUUCAAGCUACUGCUUUGCCUGUCAUCACAAGGAGAGGUAGCUCGCGAGUAAGUCAACUCAAUGGAUUCCCCUUUCACGAACCAAUCAAGGGCACCACGAUUGAUGUGGUGGGUGGCGAAUUGUGCAAACCCAUCAUCCCCACGAGAUAUAAUCAUCGCACACUAGCCAAUACGAAGCAGCAUUUGCUGCAGAUUCAGCGAGAUCGUGAACGCUUCCAUUUGCAGCAGCAACAGCGUCAGAGACAGCGUGAUUCGAGCUGGCACAGUACCAUGAAGCAAGCGCAUAGUACGAUGAAGGAUGCCAAGCUGCCUGCCUUGCCAGAGGUAGCAGAAUCUCCUUCCCUCAAAGAAAGGAAUUCGUGGUCGCCACUCAUUCAGCAAGAUCCAGUCUACCAAGCGCGCAUUCAGCAAUUGGAUGAGGAUACACGCAGGAAGAAGCGCGACCAGCUCGUGAUCUUGUUUGCCCUUGGAUUCUUGUUUCCUGCCUUGUGGUUCGUUGCUGGCUUCUUCUGGAGCAAACAGCUCGAGGAUGCAGAAGAUCGAUUGCCCUUGGGUGCCAAGCAUUUCAAUAUUGGCAUCUGGCGAAUCGCCAACCGCGGCAUGGCGUGUGCGUCACUCAUUCUUCUCUUUGCAAUCAUUAUGAUUGCAGUCAUUUUGCAUUCGUAG